Molecule: messenger RNA, 450 nt
Organism: Laccaria bicolor S238N-H82
Lineage: Eukaryota; Fungi; Basidiomycota; Agaricomycetes; Agaricales; Hydnangiaceae
Exons: 3
Coding region: 1-450 (149 amino acids)
Source: RefSeq, a predicted model, not a curated record
AUGGUUGUUGCCCCCGGGGGCGGCGGUAAUCGCAAUGCGAAAAACAUCCCCGUCGCUGCUGAUGGCAGAGAGUGGAGCCAUGGCCUCUGUGAUUGUUUCGGCGACUGUGGAACUUGUGUCAUCGCUUGGUGCUUCCCCUGCAUUACCUACGCCAACAUUAAGCACCGCUAUGAGCAUUUGAACACCAAGGGAUUCCCUGACCCCCAGCAUGGCGGUUCUUUCUGCAACAGUGACUGCAUGCUUCAUGGCUGCAUCACCGCUUUCUGUGGCAUGGGCUGGAUCUUCCAGAUGGGCCAGCGUGGCAGCAUCCGCCAACGGUACAACAUCAAGGGUGGAUCAUGCGGUGACUGCUGCACCGCACUCUGUUGCACACCCUGUGAGCUCACCCAAGAAGCUCGCGAAUUGGAGCUCGAGGAGCAGAGCUUCGGUGGACACCACGGCAAACACUGA